Hirundo rustica (Barn swallow) is the source of this 1559-nucleotide messenger RNA. RefSeq names its product heterogeneous nuclear ribonucleoprotein M-like. Gene Ontology annotation, molecular function: nucleic acid binding. Lineage: Eukaryota; Metazoa; Chordata; Aves; Passeriformes; Hirundinidae. The record is from RefSeq and is a predicted model, not a curated record. The coding region runs from base 1 to 420 and encodes 139 amino acids. The transcript has 3 exons.
AUGGGCAGCGCAGCGCCCCCUGGCGGCCCGCCCUGCGGCGCCGUCCCGACGUGCCCCGCGCUCCGCACACAAAGGACGCGCUGGGAAAUGGCGGCGGCCGCGGCCUCUCAAAGCGCCCCCGGGAAAAUGGAGCCGCCCCCGGCCGCGGCCCCGGCGGCAGCGGCGGCUCCGCCAGCGCCCAACGGGGCGGCCGGCGCGGGGGGGCCGCCCCCCAAGAGCGAAGGCGAGCGCCCGACCCCCAACGAGAAGAAGAAGGAGAAGGGGAUGAAGAGGGGAGGGAACCGCUUCGAGCCCUACGCCAACCCCGCCAAGAGGUACCGAGCCUUCAUCACCAACAUCCCCUUCGACGUCAAGUGGCAGUCGCUGAAGGACCUGGUCAAAGAGAAAGGCCCUCAGGUCACCCUGUGGAUCCUGAUUUGAGCUGCCUGGACAAGGCCCUGUAGAGUCUUGGAAUUCUGCUGGAGCAGCCCAGCUGGAACAUUGGCAUUUUCUGUACUGAUAAACUUUGGGAAGCGAUACAAAGUUUUAAAGGGGAGGAGAAAUAACUGACUGUGGUAAAUAAUUUACACUGAAGCUUUCCUCAGUUUGGAUUUCUGCUUAUUGCAGUAAAUUCUGCUUGGUCUCUCGGAAAAGCUGUGUUUCCAAACUUAAAGUGUGGUGUUUAAAUAAAUCCAUAAAUCAGUCUCCUCUGCGUUAAGUCUCAAAGACACCACGGGGAACGUGUUCCUUAAUUAAAGCUGCAGUGACUUGAAGCCACUUUUUUCCAAGUUUUUUGGAAGUUUCCUCACUUGGGAAGCUCCUGAAGUAACAGUUUUUGUUCUUGGAUGAAAUUUCUCCAGUUGUGGCUGUGGGAUGUUCCCUGACAGAAUCCAGGGAAUCACUGGGCAUUUAUCCUGGUCUAGCACAUGAGUAUCUCUGCUCCUCAUAUUUUCCAUGACAUCCUGUGGUUUGGGAUCUAGAAGAAAACCCAAAAACUCCAAAUAAGAUGUGACCGAGCCUAGCUUCUUAAAAAAGGUUUUGUUUGCCGGCUGCAGACGGCGUUCUCCUGGCAGAGGGCUUGGGUUGGCUCCUCUCACACAUUUUAGGGUGAAAUUAAUGCAUUUUCAUGGCCAGGGUUCUGGGCUUUGUCCAGGCUCAGAGCUGUUGCACUGUGUCAUUCCCCGACUCCUGCUGUUCAGAAAUUGGGCUCUUCAGGAACUUCAGGUGUCCUUUACAGGGAGGCAGCUUCUUCAGGCUGGAUAUUUGGAUUUUCAUGUGUCUCUAAGGCUCCAACGGGGAGCAAAAUUGAGCUGAGCCAAAACCGGCACAGGCUCUCGAUCCAAGAGAUUCCUGGAGAUUUGUGCUUCAGAGUCAGGGGUUGGUUACAAGAGCAGCUGUUCAGCUGUAUUGGAGAUCCCCAGGCUUGGCAAGCUCCUUUGGGAGUUGUUAGUGUGGGUCUGCAGGAGGAGCUGGAGGUGAGGAGGAGAGCAGAGCCCUCGCUGCGGGGACACUCAGGGAGUGCCGGCCCUGGGAGCUGUGGCUCCGAGAGCGUUUGGAGUGGAGCUCGCUGGGAAGAACUG